Messenger RNA from Dufourea novaeangliae, 1359 nucleotides. RefSeq lists its product as uncharacterized. The coding region runs from base 1 to 1359 and encodes 452 amino acids. Gene Ontology annotation, molecular function: protein binding. Lineage: Eukaryota; Metazoa; Arthropoda; Insecta; Hymenoptera; Halictidae. The record is from RefSeq and is a predicted model, not a curated record. The transcript has 4 exons.
AUGAACCUGAUCAAGAGGCAGAAAAUACCUACUGCGAGAUGCGAGGAGCCCGUGGAAUUCCAGGAGGAUCCCGAGAAUGCCUCGAUUCAAGAGCAGGGCCCCCGAGGCUACGCCCUGGAUACGCUUCCGCCGGAAGUCUUGGAGAUGAUACUCCAACUGCUUCCGCUUCAGGAUGUGGCCACCUCCGUGCGUUUAGUUUCCAGGCAUUGUUCGAUGGUUGCUGGUGCGGUAUUAAACGGCGCGUUUCUCGCAGCCGGCGCAAGACUGGAAGGUCUUACGAGUUGCGUGGAUAAGACGCUGAAAGAAACUAGAACGGACGCUGAAUUGCUAGGCUGCAGCAAGGCUCUGAACGCUUUACAGUUGAUCAAGUCCCAGUACAAGAUGCUCAGGGCCGUGACCUGGAGGUACACGCAUCCACCGACAAGGCAUCAAAGGGCCCCGCGGAUUUGUUUUUACGCGGGCAGUUUGCUCGACGAUCUGAACGACCUGCUGGAUCGAUUGGUCAAAUAUCACGCGUCCGUCGUCGAUUCCCGAGACGUCUAUUCCUGCGUCGCAUGCUUUGUGGCUACGUGCAAACGGUUCAUGAACUUCUUCGAAAAGAUCUCUGAGCGCAGGGUGAACAGAUCGGCGUUGAUCUCCGGCUGUAAAAUCGUGGACGUCCUGGAUUGUCUCGUGGAAGGUAGACAAGUGGUGUCCUUCAAAGCAACAUCAGGCAAACGACGAUCCAGCAACGGUACCGUCAAUAUCAAGCUGAGAUACGUGAUGAGACGCGCUUGGUUCACGCACCUAGACGUCACGAAGAAUUCCAAGGAGAACUCUUGGAGAGACGAACAGCGUUUCAUGUAUCUUAGAUUGCGCCGUUUAGUGGGUAGCGUGAACGAACACCUAUUCGAGAAUUUACAUUACGAGCACGAGUUACUUUUACAGGUGAUUCUAAUACCUUUGUCGUUUCCGCUAAGGCCACCACCUGCCUCCACUUACUCCGGAUACGGAGAAUACGACGGCCAAUUCUUUUACUACGGGAAUAUGAAUAAGUACGCGUACGAAAGUAAAUUUUUGCAUACCGUGAACCCGUUGGACGUUACACUCAACACCGAACAACCUGUGCAAAGGCAACCAUCGUUCGAUUUGAUGAUCGAAAUCGAGCUAAAAUGUACUUCAGAGUUAGCUCCGCUCGCCAUUCGGACGGUCUUGAGGUCGGCUGAUGAAUUCGAGGCCUACGAAGCGAGAACAACGGACAAGCAUCAACAGCUUUUCUUAAGAAUGACGGUCAUGUGUCCAGCAUCGAUCGCAAACAGAUUACCAGGAAACUUCGUUUGGGAAUUGCGUACCCCGCGACGUCUACGUAAAAAUUCGUAA